Molecule: messenger RNA, 2707 nt
Organism: Balaenoptera acutorostrata (minke whale)
Lineage: Eukaryota; Metazoa; Chordata; Mammalia; Artiodactyla; Balaenopteridae
Product: leucine-rich repeat-containing protein 37A3-like
Exons: 4
Coding region: 703-1059 (118 amino acids)
Source: RefSeq, a predicted model, not a curated record
CCUCCUGCCUCCAUCCCUCCAAAAUCCCCACCUGAGGUUAAAAGCAAAUCAAAAGACUUAUCCAACACUCUACUUGUUUUAGAAGAUGCAAAGGCUAGAGUUAGAAAUAUUAAGGAUUUUGAACUAAUCUCACAUUCUGGGAAAAAAUACAUCUUCCAUAAAAUUAGGACUCAUCGGGUCCACAGAAAACCCAAAGUCAAAAGGAGUCGAAAGUUCAGAAAGAAAAGUUCACCCAAUAGAAUGAUGCUUGCAAGCCCUCCGUUCUCUGUAGGGAGGAGUCUCAUAAAUUCCCCUCCGCGAGAGGCUGUUUCAUCUUCAGGAGAAGUGACUGCUCAGGAAAUUCCUUUUCCAGAAUUAUUUUCUCUUUCAGACCCUUCGAUAGAAAACGCUACUUCAGAAAACAAUACUGCACAAAAUGUUUCUGAAGAAAUUAUUUCUACAGGAAACUCUAGUCUGCCAGGAGGAACCAGCCCUGGAAACACUACCCAUAGGAACGUCUCCACUGCACAUUCUACUGUUGCUGCAGACAACAGUAUGCCAACUGUUCAACACACCAACGAAACACAAUGGGAGUAGCACAACACGGGCGCUGAAUUAUCCUCUAAGCCCACAGGCUUCACUUUCCUAGCGUUCACAUCCCCGGGUGAUCAAGUUGAAACUCAGCUAAAGCAGCAGCUGCGGUCCCUCAUCCCCAACAAGGACAUGCGAAGGCUCAUUUCUCAUGUUAUCCAGACUCUGAAAAUAGACUGCUCGGAGACCCACGUGCAGCUGGCCUGUGCCAACCUCAUCUCUAGAACAGGCCUCCUGAUGAAGCUUCUCAGCAAGCAGCAAGAAGUAAAGGUGUCCAAAGCGGAAUGGGAUACGGACCAGUGGAGAAGUGACAGCUCUGUCAGUGAGAGCACAGAAGCCCAGAGUGAGCAGAAAGAGCAGGAGUCAAGUGAGCUCACAAAAGAAGUUCCAGGAUGUGGCUGUAACAACAAACUCAUCUUGGCAAUAUCUGUAACUGUAGCAGUGACGAUUUUGGUUACAAUUCUCUGUCUCAUUGAGGAUCUUACCUAGCCGUAUGGCCUGCUGCCUCUGCCAAUUUAAAAAUACUAUUGAGGUUGUCUGUAAGACAGUCAAGCUGCGUUGUGACAGCGAAUGCCUGACAGACGUCACACGUUGUGGACCUCAAGUAUUAUUCCAUUGAUUUGUUGAACAUUCCACGUUGACAAACAAUCUGGCAACUCUCGUAACAUAUACCCUAGAUCCCUGCCCAAAUUUUAGCAAAGAGCCACGGCGGACAUAGUGUUUUUUUCUGUAUAGAGCCUUCUGUUAUGGCGGCUGGGAUAUAUGGAAGCAGGGACUGAGCAAAGGACUCGGUGGGUGGGUGGAGAAGAGAAUGUCCAGGUGACCACCUGUUAGCGGCGGUUGUUGUCGUGGACAUCUGUGAUAGUAGCGAGAACACAAGCACACUGAAGAGGUGGAGAGCGGAAGCCUCACACUCCUCUGCCUCUGAGGCAGGACAGGAUGGGGUAUGUGAAUGUGAGGAGUCACAGUAGAUCUGCAGAGAGUCCAGCUGAGUAGGGGAGUAUUUGUCUUCCAGCCUUGGCUUUUCUUGAGUACUGGCCCCUGGGAACCAGUGGAGUAAUCCUGAAUAUAGUUACUAUAUUUCACGCUACAGAAUUUUCUGAGUAGAUAGCCACUUUUUCAAGAGAUACCUUUUUCACAUUUUGUUGUUGCCAGUCAUAGGCUUCAGUGUGGGUUUCUUUUUCUCCGAAGUGGCACUCAAACGUUGACUGAUUCCUAAUUUAUUUGGCUGUGGCCUGACAAAAAGCUGUCCCAUCAGUCUUCAAUGAUCAAAAACAGUCUCCUCUUUUUUGAGAGAUGAAGAAACAUCUCUAGGGAAUGCAGAAGGAUCGUUGAUGAAGGUGUUACAAGCGUGGAAGAAGAACAACAGCCCCGAGCUGACUAUUGAGUCAGAGAGGGCAUCCUCAGAUAAAAGUGCUGUCAGCUUGUCAGGCUUCAUGAAUGAGCAGCUGGACUUUAAUAAUGACAGUGAUAUUAUCAGGGCACGAAAUUACAUACUGCCUUAUAUCUCAGAGGGAAAUCUAGGAGAUGUGGAAUCAACAUUAUUACCAUUCCUUCAGCUUCUUUUUUCAAGUACACAAGCUGGAGCUAUGCCGCUGGGCCUUUUGAAAAACAAUACAAGCAGCCCUUCUGUUAAACGUGUACGCAACAAUUCAACUAAUAAAAAUAGAUUGAGGAAACUCCAUUUUCUGGAAAAUUUGUUAGAUGCAGAAACUCAAGAAAAAAUGGAUGAGGUGAAAAAGGAAGAAAAACCUGCCACGCGUACGCGUUCCAACCUUUUAAGUGCCAUGUAUAAACGCUACAUCUUUCAAAAGAAGUUGGAAACUGCCCAACCACAGAAAGACAGCCUAGCGAAGACUAAGAGUACAGAGGAAAAGCUGCUGAGAGUGAACAGGGUCCUCAAGGGCCCGAGGGGCCUACAGAAAAUGCACCUCAAAGCAGUGGGAGAUGAGAGCGUCUGGGGGAAACAGAAUGCCCAGCCAUCUGUGGCGAGCACUGCCGAAGAAAGAAGGCUCAGGAGGCCAUCCCCAAGAAAGCUGAAUCAGCUACUCAUGGUGCAGAGGCCCAGGAAGCUGGUGGGAAAGUCCUCCAAUGCAGAGUCUUCAUUCAUAAAGGAAGACAAGGCAGCAGGUUCCUC